Messenger RNA from Rhodamnia argentea, 1023 nucleotides. RefSeq names its product probable CCR4-associated factor 1 homolog 11. Bases 132 to 983 code for a protein of 283 amino acids. NCBI's taxonomy places the organism in Eukaryota, Viridiplantae, Streptophyta, Magnoliopsida, Myrtales, Myrtaceae. The transcript has a single exon. Gene Ontology annotation, cellular component: CCR4-NOT core complex; CCR4-NOT complex; P-body. Gene Ontology annotation, molecular function: poly(A)-specific ribonuclease activity; nucleic acid binding. The record is from RefSeq and is a predicted model, not a curated record.
GAGGAAAAAAAAAAAACGCAGUCGAUAGAGCUCCACCACCACCGCCUUCUCCUCCGCCGCUCGAUCAAUCGAAAUCUGCCGCUCUCAGAUCUCUCAAACCCUAGAAGAAGCUGUCAAGACUCAAAGAGACGAUGUUCGCGAGACCCAAAGUCGACCCGACCUCCGGACCCGUCGUGAUCCGCGAGGUCUGGGCCCACAACCUCGAGUCCGAGUUCGACCUCAUCCGCCACGUCAUCGACUCCCACCCCUUCAUCGCCAUGGACACCGAGUUCCCCGGCGUCGUCUUCCGCCCCCCUCCGCCUCCCCCCAACGGCGGGUACCGCCGCCUCCGCCCCUCCGACCACUACCGCCUCCUCAAGUCCAACGUCGACGCCCUCAGCCUCAUCCAGGUCGGCCUCACCUUCUCCGACUCCCGCGGCAACCUCCCCGACCUCGGCUCCUCCGGCGGCUGCCGCUACAUCUGGGAGUUCAACUUCAGGGACUUCGACGUCGCGCGUGACGCCCACGCCCCGGACUCGAUCGAGCUCCUGCGCCGCCAGGGGAUCGACUUCGAGCGGAACCGGGAGGAGGGGAUCGACUCGGCCCUGUUCGCCGAGCUGAUGAUGUCGUCCGGCCUGCUGUGCAACGACUCGGUGAGCUGGGUCACGUUCCACAGCGCCUACGACUUCGGGUACCUGGUCAAGAUCCUGACCCGGCGGGGCCUUCCCGACCGGCUCGGCGAGUUCCUGGACGUCCUCCGGGUCUUCUUCGGGAGCCGGGUGUACGACGUGAAGCACAUGACCCGGUUCUGCAACAGCCUCUACGGGGGGUUGGACCGGGUGGCCAGGACGCUGGAGGUGGACCGGGCGGUCGGGAAGUGCCAUCAGGCCGGUUCGGACAGCCUGCUGACGUGGCACGCGUUCCGGAAGAUGUGGGACGUGUACUUUGUACGGGAUGGGCCGGAGAAGCAUGCCGGUGUCCUGUUUGGGCUAGAGGCUUAUUAAUGAUGAUUGAUAAAAAAUUAAAUAAAUGAAAAAAAUUCGU